AAGGUUGUCACUAAACACCUUCCUUUCGUCAUUCUUAUUUUAGGUAUCAUCUCUUGUGGUGUGAUAUCAAUUGCAUUUAUCUUGCCACGCAGAAACAACCUUAAAAUAACCUUAUUUCCAAAAAGACUUUUGAAACCGCUGCUAGAUAGAAACUGAUCAUAAACUAUAAAAAUGUAGACCUUGAUGAGUACACACAUGGGCACUAAACAUGAUCUGAAAGAUAAUAUGUAAUAGAAGUUUUAUUUAACCACUUUAGGCCAAUCCAUAUCAUGUCUGAGAUUAAUGCCAUUUUAUAGACUCAAGGGUUUCUAUUUUUAGAUUUUUACUUCAAAACUUUCUUUUUCAAAAGAUUCUGUCAUACAGUGAAUUGGCGUGCCAGGAACUCUGAGCUGUGAUUUAUCCUCAUAUGUAGUGUUGUAUUAUGAACCAGGAUAAGAAUAUCAUUUAGAUUAAUACAUGGCUAUUAUCUCUUGGGUGCUGAAGUAAAAAAAAAAUAUACCGUAGUUUUCAUAAUAGGAGGAGUCUAGAAGGGUCUACUAUGCAGUUACUGUAGUCGUAAACACACUGUUGCUGACUUGCAUUUCACAAAAAGGAAACUGUAGCCACAAACUUGUCUCCGAGCUCAUAGUCCUGCAUUAUUUCAGGCUGCAUGAGGCUGAAUAAUCACUAGAGGAAUGGGCCCAUAAAUGCUGCAUCGUCUACAAUGGCAUCAUUAAGGAGCUACAGUUUUAUCUGCUCUGUGUGGAUGCAUUUGUCUUUUCUUUCAGCCAUGAAAAGAAAGAAUUGCAGUGUAUUCAAUCAGACAGAGAUAAUCUAUCAGGGAAAUUCAACUACCAUCAACUGUCAUUACAGCAAAAACAGAAGUGAACGUUUUACAGUGUCUCUGAAAAGAAACCAUUCACUCUGUGAAUACAUGUAUUUCAAUAAAUCCUGGACUGAACAAUCAUGCAAGGACAACAUCAGAUUUUUAUGGAUUCCAGAAACAGAGGAAAUAUCAUUUCAGCUCUUAAAUCUUCAGAUAAAUAAUUCAGGCAUGUACACAUGUACUGUGGUAAACUACUUACCACCUCCUUCAAAGUGUUUGGGAGAGAAGAGGAUAUUCAUUCAUGUAAAAUCAUCUCCGUCUGUAAAUGUGUCAUGUGUGAAGGGGCCUGACGGAGCUCCCAGAGUGCUUUGCACUUCUGAGGGCUUUUACCCUCCUGAUCAGAAGCAGGCCUGGCUUAGAGAUGGAGAAUAUAUCAGUUACCAGAACACUUCACUUAGACCUCUAUAUGAGAACCUGAACUUCUCUGAUGGAGAUGACAGCAAAUACACAGAUGGGUCUUACAUUGUCAAAUCAUAUCUUCACCUGUCUUCAAACAUAUCAGUGUACUAUUGCUGGGUGAAUCACUCAACCCUGAGCCAACCCAUCACUGUUAACAUUUCCUCCACUGAGUGCACUGAGAGAAAAGAAACAUUAACAGGGGGGGUUUUAUCAGUCACAGGAAUCAGUUGUGGCAUACUGGCUAGCAUUGGGCUGAUCCUUGCAGGAUGUUAUCAAUGUCUCAGAAGAAGAACUUAUUUACAGUCACCAGUUGAUGCACCUCCAUUGUAUGAGCCUGUGUCCCAUUCUACACUGGGGACACUGGGGAACCACUGGCCUGUUCCACAGGUGUACUCAACACUGGGAGACCAUCGGCCUGUUCCACAAGUGUACUCAACACUGGACAACGAUCAGCCUGUUCCACAGGUGUACUCAACACUGGGGAACCAUCGUCCUGUUCCAUGCAGAAACAAUAGCAAUGACACAGCGUCUCCCUCUCUAUGACACACACCAAACAGUCAAACACUUUAAAAUGUGUGACUUAUGUACCCACUGAAAGCUAUCCAUAUCUGAGGUAAUCUGAUUCUGCAUUUCACUCACGCUUUCUAAAAAUGUCUUGUGCAACUACAGUUGGGUUAGGAAGAAACUAAACCAUGUUCAUCAUUGUUAUUUUCGUUGCUGUUUUUAUUAUUAUUGUCAUUUUUGUCAUGGUCAUUGCUAUUGUUAUUACUAUUGUCUUUCAUUCUUAUUAUUGUCUUUUUUUUUGUAUCUAAUGUUCACUUGUCCUCUUCCUUUCCUUCUCAUAUAUCUUUUUUCCUUUUUGUUAUUAGAGAUGGAUGGGAAUAGGUGUAUUUGGAGGGUAGGAGAUCUGCACACGAAAAGUAUUAUGCAUAAAACACAGGGGUUUUGCUCACAACAUCUGGAAACAGCUGAUUAUGAAAGAAUUUACAAAUUCCUGUUAAAGUUCAUUGUAUAUUUUUUUGUAUUUAUUGUUUUGUGUG
Pangasianodon hypophthalmus (striped catfish) is the source of this 2304-nucleotide messenger RNA. RefSeq lists its product as uncharacterized. The transcript has 6 exons. The coding region runs from base 704 to 1807 and encodes 367 amino acids. The record is from RefSeq and is a predicted model, not a curated record. NCBI's taxonomy places the organism in Eukaryota, Metazoa, Chordata, Actinopteri, Siluriformes, Pangasiidae.